AGACCAAUAAGAAGAAGAAGACCACUAAGAAGAAGACUACCAAGAAGACUACCAAGAAGACCACCAAGAAGAAGACUAUCAAGAAGACCACUAAAAAGCAUUCUUCCUCUUCAGGAUCAGGUCAAGUCCAUAGUGGCGAUGGUACCUACUAUACUCCUGGACUUGGUUCCUGUGGUAUCGAAAGCACUGAAAGUGAAAUGGUUGCUGCAUUGGUAAAGUAUUACACAAUUAUAUUUUGCAAUUUAGAUUAAUUUAUUCUUUUUAGAAUGCCCCUGAAAUGAACAACCCUGCCAACCCUAACUUGAAUCCACUCUGUGGCAAAUACAUUACUGUCAAAGGCCCCAAAGGUUCUGUUCGUGUAAAGAUUGUUGAUACAUGUCCCCCUUGUGCCAAGGGUGAUGUUGAUUUAAGUGUCGCUGCUUUUGGCAAGAUUGGUGAAUAUGUCGAUGGUCGUAUUCCAAUUACAUGGCAAUGGUCUUAAUCUUCUUUCUCUUUAGCUAGUCUAAAAGAUUCUGUAUGUUUAUUUUGUAUUUAAUAAAUCAACUGUUCUACACCAUAGAAAAAAUAAA
Messenger RNA from Gilbertella persicaria, 569 nucleotides. RefSeq names its product RlpA-like double-psi beta-barrel-protein domain-containing protein-containing protein. The record is from RefSeq and is a predicted model, not a curated record. The coding region runs from base 278 to 481 and encodes 67 amino acids. Lineage: Eukaryota; Fungi; Mucoromycota; Mucoromycetes; Mucorales; Choanephoraceae. The transcript has a single exon.